GUUUCUGCGGCUUGCUCCACGCGGUUUGCCUUUGGGGCGGCCGAGGCUGGGUCCACGCCCCGCAGGCAAGCGCCCCACGGACCGGCCGCCUCGCCUCCUUGCUCAAGUUCACCAGUCGGCUGUGGCCGAGCACAGUGAGCGGAGCGCACACAAGCCCAGCAGUGGGCCGCCGCAAGCCAAAGCGCGCGAGGCGAGGCGAGAGAGGAGAGCGUCGUGUGCUGAGUCGUGUCCCGGCGCGACCCGACUCGUCGUGCGAGCGCGGAGGGAGCGCGCGGAGCCCAGCCCAGUCCGUCGCCGUCGAGCGGCCCAUGUGGACGCGCUGCCGCCACCCCUGGCAGAGAGGAGCAGCUCGAGCAGCACGAGAGCGUGGCUGGUAGCGUGCAAGGAGCGCCGCGCCGAUCAGCUGAGCGCGUCGGUGUGCGCGCGUGUGUUGGAGCGCGUCCGCCGCGCCGGGCCACCCCACUACCACCACCACCCCUUCUGGCAGGGGUCACCGCCGCCUGCACCGCCGUCAGUGUCAACAUCCAAGAAGGGAGGAAGUUCGUGGAUUUAGCCCUUCACUUUGAGCGGGCGUCUCUUGACGCAACCCUAGAUACACCAUGGACUCUGGUCACCGCAUACCGCUCAAACCCAACCCUCGCACGAGCACCAACUUCCUGUCGAAGCUCACCUUCCUGUGGACGCUGCCCAUUUUUCGUCAAGGAUUGAGGAAGGAGUUCGAAGAGUCCGAUUUAUUUCAGCCUUUAUCUGAGCAUGAAUCAGGGUUAAUUGGGGCUAAAUUGGAAACAAUAUGGCAAGAUGUUGUAAAAGAAUCAGAAGGCAGAAAUACUACUCCAAGCUUGAUGAAAGCUUUACUAAGAUGUUUUGGAAAAGAAUUCAUGUGUGUUGGUAUUCCACUUGCUAUAAUGGAAAUGUUUAUUAGAAUAAUGCAGCCUAUAUUUUUAGGCUGGCUUGUUUCUUACUUUUCUGAAGAGUCCAAAGAUGAAGAGUAUGCUGGGUAUGUAUAUGGAGUUUUGGUGAUAGUCUGCUCAGCUCUCACUGUGUGGGUUGUCCAUCCCUACAUGCUUAGUAUUCUUCACCUUGGUAUGAAGAUACGUGUUGCAACAUGCUCAUUGGCAUAUCGCAAGUUACUGCGUCUCAAUCGAGCUGCACUCAAGGAAACAACACCAGGGCAGCUUGUCAACCUGUUGUCAAAUGAUGUGAAUAGAUUUGAUAUAGCAGUUCUCUUUAUACAUUAUUUGUGGCUUGGUCCCCUCCAAACUUUGGUUAUCACUGGUUUUCUCAUUCAUGAGAUAGGCUUGGUGCCAGCUGUGGUUGGUGUUGCCUCACUGCUGGUCUAUGCUCCCCUUCAAGGCUGGUUUGGCAAGCUAGCAUCUGUCUACCGUUUGAAGGUUGCUAUGCGUACUGAUGAAAGGGUACGCCUCAUGAAUGAAAUUAUUGGAGCUAUCCAAGUCAUUAAAAUGUAUGCUUGGGAAGUUCCUUUCCAGAAAAUGGUUGCCCUGGCCCGGAAGCUUGAGAUGAAACAAAUCAUGAAUACAAACUACAUAAGGGGAACUAUAGUCUCAUUCAUAAUUUUUGCCAAGCGUUUUUCUAUUUUUGCGGCACUUUUAACUUUUGCCUUGGCUGGAGAAAAAUUAACUGCCAAACAUGUAUUCAUUGUGACUGCCUACUUCAACAUUCUACAGCAUAACAUGACAGUAUUUUUCCCCCAAGGCAUAACUCAAUUUGCAGAGGGUUUAGUUUCUGUGAAGAGAUUACAGAAAAUAAUGCUUUUACCAGAGCUAAAAAGUGUUCCUCGAAAUGAGCUCAAGAAAGAAGGUGGAAUAACUAUGGUUGAUGCCUGUGCAAAGUGGGAUGACGAACUAACAGAAAAUACUCUGACUGAUAUCAGUCUUAAAAUUGCUGCAGGCUCGCUUGUUGCUGUUGUUGGGCCAGUUGGAGCAGGAAAAAGUUCUAUUCUGAAUGCAAUCUUGGGUGAAUUGGCUCUUGACUCUGGCAGUAUGACUGUUGGAGGAACUGUGUCAUAUGCUGGGCAGGAGCCAUGGUUAUUUGCAUCGACAGUUCGACAGAACAUUUUGUUUGGGGAACCAAUGGACCCAAUUCGUUACAAGGAAGUUGUAAAUGUCUGUGCUUUAAAGACAGAUUUUGCUAUGUUCCCUCAAGGAGAUAGAACAAUUGUUGGUGAAAAGGGUGUCUCUUUAAGCGGUGGUCAGAGGGCUCGCAUAAAUUUGGCCAGAGCUUUGUACCGUCAGACUGAUAUUUAUCUUCUUGAUGAUCCACUGUCUGCAGUGGAUGCUCAUGUUAGUGCACACUUAUUCCAUGAUUGCAUAUCUAAGUACUUGCAUGGAAAAACUCGCAUUUUAGUCACUCAUCAACUACAAUAUCUUCCAUUUGUGGAUCAUGUCUUUGUCCUAAACAAUGGUCAUCUAGUUGCUCAUGGGCCUUAUGCAGAAGUAAAAGAAAAAGGUCUGGCUUCUCUCCUUGGGAGUUCAGUCCACGAUGCUGAAAAAAGUGAGGUAAAAGAAGAUGAUAAUGAGAAAUCUACUCUCUUGAAGCGUGAGCGUGAUUCACCGUCGAGACACUCUAUCAUCAGUCACACUUCAUCCACAGGACAUGACUCCAAAAGAUCAUCCAUUGACCCAUCAAUGAUGGAAUGUGUUCAAUCUGAGGAGCCUGAAGAAAGGGCUCAUGGAGCUGUGGGGUGGAAAAUAUUCACCUCUUAUUUCAUGGCAGCUGGCAACUGGUUUUAUGUCAUUUUUGUGCUUAUGAUGUUUGUUUGGUGUCAGAUAUUUGCAAGUGCUGGAGACUAUUGGAUUACUGUUUGGAUAAGAGUAGAGCAAGACAACUAUUUAAAUCCAAAUUCAAGUACAGUUUCAUCUGAGCCAUGGUAUGGAGAAUGGCCUCCCAACAGAGAGACUUGCAUUUAUGUCUAUACGGUCAUAACACUUGCCACCAUUGUCAUAACACUGGUCAGAUCUUUCCUCUUCUUCCAUAUGUGUGUGCGUGCUUCAAGAUGUCUGCACAAUAACAUGUUUGCAAGUAUCACACAAGCGAAGAUGAGGUUUUUCUAUAACAAUACAUCAGGUCGUAUUCUCAACAGAUUUUCAAAAGAUAUGGGAGCAAUAGAUGAAAUUUUGCCAUUGUGUAUGAUUGACACUUUCCAAAUUGGAGCCCAGCUAUUUGGUAUAAUGGUUUUAGUUUCCGUUAUAAAUUAUUGGCUUAUUAUACCAUUGGUAGUUGUAUCGGUAAUUGGGCUGUGGAUUCGCAAUGUUUUUAUGACAACAUCCAGAACUAUAAAGAGGCUGGAAGGUGUUACACGAAGUCCUGUUUUUAGUCAUAUGACUGCAUCUUUAAGUGGCUUGACAACAUUGAGAGUGUCGAACAUGGAAGUAAAAUUGAUUGAAGAAUUUGACAGACAUCAGGACUUGCAUUCCUCUGCAUGGUACCUAUUUUUAGCAACAAAUAGGGCGUUUGGCUAUUGGCUUGAUCAGCUCUGUUUGAUUUUCAUCACAGCUGUGACCUUUGGGUUUCUUAUUGGAAGCCAUUUAGGUGUUUUUGGAGGAAAUGUGGGUCUAGCAAUAACUCAAGCAAUAUCCUUAACUGGAAUGCUUCAGUGGGGCCUCAGGCAGGAAGCUGAAGUAGAAAACCACAUGACAUCUGUUGAAAGAGUUCUUGAGUAUUCUUGUUUACCUUCAGAGCCACCAUUGGAAGCUCCACCAGAAAAGAAACCUGAUCCACUCUGGCCCAAGGAGGGAUGUAUUGAGUUUGAAAAUCUAUACUUGCAUUAUGAUCCUGAGGAUCCUCCUGUACUAAAAAAUCUCAACAUUAAAAUAAACCCUGGAGAAAAGGUUGGCAUUGUAGGUCGCACAGGUGCGGGAAAGUCAUCUCUUAUCGCUGCAUUGUUCCGUUUGGAGGAGUUACGAGGACGUAUUUCUAUUGAUGGAUUAGACACAGGAAUGAUAGGGGUCCAUGAUCUUCGCAAAAAGCUUUCAAUAAUACCUCAAGAAGCAGUUCUGUUUAAUGCAACAUUGAGGAAAAAUCUUGAUCCAUUUGAAGAGCAUCCUGAUGAUGCUAUUUGGUCAGCUCUGAGAGAGACUGAGCUUAAAGAAGUUGUAGAUGAACUGGGCUUUGGUCUUCAGUCACCAAUCCAAGAAGGAGGAUCUAAUCUUAGUGUGGGUCUGCGACAGCUUGUCUGCCUAGCAAGAGCAAUUUUGAGGAACAACCGGGUGCUUAUUCUGGAUGAAGCUACAGCUAAUGUGGAUCCCCACACAGAUAAACUCAUUCAAAAAAUGAUAAGAAAUAAGUUUGGUCAGUGCACAGUCCUCACAAUUGCCCAUAGGCUGCACACCAUAAUGGAUUCAGACAAAGUGCUCGUCAUGGAUGCAGGUUCCGUUGCGGAAUUUGAUCAUCCUCACAUUCUUUUGAAGAACACUGAUAGUCUACUGUAUAAAAUGGUUCAACAAGUUGGAGGAGCCAGUGCACAGAAAUUGUUUUCUGUUGCUGAAGAGAGCUACCUUGUGGCCAAUUCUUCAUGAGAACUUUGGACUGAUUAAAGGGAAAAUAUCUAAAACAUAAGAUUUUUGUUUGAAGUGGUGCAGUAUGGAUGCCAAAGAGUAUAAAAUUGGGGUGCAAGUUAACUCAAAAAUCAAGAUUGGGCCUCGAUUUGUUCCUUGGGGGAUACCCAUCUUUUUUUCCAAAUGUGUAAUGACAUUCCUUUGGUCUGACAGAAUUCUUGAUUUUGACCUUAAUUUAUCUCUCAAAAGGAGUGACCGUCAUAUUGUUCAUCUGAAUAAUAAUUUAUUGAGUCUGAUUAUGUAUCAGUCUUUAUUGCCAUAUGUGAUUGUUUUAAAUGAAAAAGGCGCUAAACAUGAUUUUACAUUUUCUUGAACUUGAAAUAAUCUGUGAUUGCAGGCACAUACAUUGUGCUCAGGGGGUUCUUAAGUUUUAUUCAUCUAAUUAACCAGUAUUCUUGGAAUAAUAUUAUGUUUUAAACCUCUUUAGAAUUUGUUUCUCUUAACAAAUACUGUUUAUAGAUCUUAUUUAUGAAAAACUGCCUUGUAAUUUUCUAAUGACAAAUAUUUUUACUUGUCUAUUUUGUUUUAUUGCAUUUUGUAAUAAUUAUUAUUAGAUGUACAUUUUUACUGUGUCCUGUAAUAAAUGUUUUAUCACAAA
This is a messenger RNA of Frankliniella occidentalis (western flower thrips), 5172 nucleotides long. Its product is annotated as probable multidrug resistance-associated protein lethal(2)03659. Gene Ontology annotation, molecular function: ABC-type transporter activity; ATP binding; ATP hydrolysis activity. Bases 600 to 4535 code for a protein of 1311 amino acids. The transcript has 27 exons. Gene Ontology annotation, biological process: transmembrane transport. The record is from RefSeq and is a predicted model, not a curated record. Lineage: Eukaryota; Metazoa; Arthropoda; Insecta; Thysanoptera; Thripidae. Gene Ontology annotation, cellular component: membrane.